AAUCCGGUCGGGACUGAGCCAGUAGGUGAGGUUGGGGCUGGUGGCUCCUGCCUCGGUGGCGCACACGAGACCCGAGAGCGGCCGAGGUGAGAUCGCUGCGCCGUCGGAGCUGUCCACUGUGCCGUGGUGCUGAACUCCACAUCCUUCUGCUUUUCUGCGUCCUCUUCCAUCGGCUCUACUCUACCUUGAUGAUAUUUUGGGAAAGGAUUAACAACCUCCCCUUCGGCUGUUUAUAGGUGCAAACUUCUCCCGAGGACACCUCUCUCUCUCUCUCUCUCUCUCUCUCUCUCUCUCUCUCUCUCUCUCUCUCUCUCCCCACCGGAGAUUACACUACAGCCGUGGAUUUGACCGGAGCUCGAGUAAUUCUAAUUUCUAGUAAUAGUUUGUUGAGAAGUGUCACUUCCUUCUAAUCUCGUUUGGAUUAUCCUCCUGGAUGGUUUACGUCUGGACACAAAGGAAAAGACCAAUGAAGACAGCCAGAUGGUGGUCGGCGGCAAUUUUACUGUUGGGGCUCGCUGUGCUCGACGCAGACGGGAGACCCAACAAGGAGGAAUUCAGGUCGCCGCUCUAUCGACCAGUUGUGAGAUUCCGACACAAGGAUGGGAUCCCUGAGAGCUUGAGGAUAAAGGGUUUUAUGGGACAUAAUGGCUAUCCAAGUCCAUGCGAACACAAGUACUGUGGCUUGGGACGUCACUGUGUGGCCAACCAUGAGACUGGCCAAGGGGAAUGCAAGUGCUUGGAUCAUUGUAAACCGCACUAUAAACCCGUGUGUGGUUCUGAUGGGAAGCUGUACCAGAACCAUUGUGAGCUCCACCGGGCCUCCUGUCUCAGAGCACACAGGGUUACCAUCAUGCACAGUGAGGAGUGCUUCUACAAAGAUGAUAACUGCAGACUGAGUGACUACCGUCGGCUGAAGACUAAGAUUCUGGAUCUGCAUGACAAACGAUACAUGGGGUCUAACAUCCAUGGGGCCCACAAGGACAACAUGGCUGCCAGGAAACAACUGGUUGAUAUGAUGUUCAAACGCUUUGAUACAGAUAACAAUGGUCAAAUAGAUGCCGGCGAGCUCUCACAGGUGAUCAAGCAAGAAGGUCUUUCCAAGGACAUCUCCGAGUGCACACUGUUCGAUCUGCUGAAGUACAACGAUGUCAAUGACGACGAGCACCUGACAAAAGAGGAGUUUUACACAGCAUUGGAUGUGUACCUGCUUAACCUUCCAGACGAUCAGAAAGUGAGCGUCACCACGGUUACGGUCGGACAGAGCGCCGUAUUGACGUGUGCCAUCACAGGAGAGCGGAGGCCUCCUAUAUUGUGGAAGAGGAACCAUCAAUAUCUGAACUCCUUGAACCUGGGAGACAUCAAUAUCCCGUCCCAGGACUUUGGGGAUGAUGGCUCACUGUACAUCACCAAGGUGACCACCACACACAUGGGCAACUACACCUGUCAUGCUGAUGGCUACGAGAAACUCUCUCAGAUCCACACCCUUCAAGUGAAUGUUCCUCCCGUCAUCCGAGUGUACCCAGAGAGCCAAGCCAGGGAGCCGGGCGUCACUGCCAGCCUGCGCUGCCACGCUGAGGGCAUCCCCAGCCCCCAGCUGGCCUGGCUGAAGAACGGCAUGGACAUCACAACCAAGCUGUCCAAACAACUCACCCUGCAAGCUAAUGGGAGCGAAGUGCACAUCAGCAACGUGCACUUUGAGGAUACGGGCGCCUAUACCUGCAUCGCCAAAAAUGAUGCUGGCGUGGAUGAGGACAUCUCUUCACUAUUCGUGGAAGACUCUGCGCGCAAAACUUUGGCAAACAUUUUGUGGCGAGAAGAAGGUCUCGGCAUUGGCAACAUGUUUUAUGUGUUCUAUGAAGACGGUAUUAAAGUCAUUCAGCCUGUGGCAUGUGAGAUACAACGACAUAUUAAGCCCAGUGAGAAGCUGCUGGCUCUGCAGGAGGAGGUGUGCCCCACCUCACCAGGAGAGGAGGUUCAGAGGUGUGUGUGGUCAUCGGCGGUCAACAUCAAGGACAAGUUUAUUUAUGUGACACAGCCGACGUUGGAUCGAGUGCUCAUAGUUGACAUCCAGUCGCAGAAGGCUGUCCAGACUGUCAGCACCGACCCGUAUCCUGUGAAGCUUCACUAUGACAAAUCUCACGACCAGUUGUGGCUGCUCAGCUGGGGGGACAUGGAGAAGAACUUCCCCACUCUCCAGGUGAUCAAUCAGGCCAGCGGAAGAGUCUCCCACCACACGGUUCACACACAGCCGGUUGGCAGACGCUUCGACAGGGUGGACGACUUCUUCAUUCCCGCCUCCAGCCUCAUCAUUAACCACAUCAGAUUUGGCCUCAUCCUUCACAGAAAUGAGCCGGUCCUCCACAAGAUUGACCUGGAGACAACAUCCUAUGUGAAAAACAUCAGUUUACGGGAGUAUAACUGCAUCCCCAAGUCUGUAGCGUACACCCAUCUCGGCGGUUACUACUUUGUCAACUGCAGGCCGGACUCCACCGGCGCCUCGCAGCCGCAGCUCGUGUUGGACAGUGUAACAGAUAGCCUGAUCGGACAAAACCGCGACGUCACCGGCACUCCCUACGUGUCUCCAGACGGCCACUACUUGGUCUCUGUCGACGACGGCGACGGCCUGAUGAGGAUCCAGGUGAUCUCAGAGCGGGGCGAGAUCCAGGAGCCCUUUGACAUCCACACCAACCUCCACCUGUCUGACCUGGCCUUCCAGCGCUCCUUCACGGAGGUCCACCAGUACAACGUGUUCGGCAGCUCCGGCCGUCAAACUGACGCUCUGUUUGUGGAGCUGAGCACCGGCAAAGUGAAGAUGAUCAAGAGCUUGAAAGAGGCAACCAAGACGUUCGAGUGGCCGUGGAGCAGUAGGAACAGGGUGAUGGCGGGCAGCGGUCUGUUCGGACAGUACCUCAUGACCCCGUCCAGAGAGUCCCUCUUCAUCCUGGACGGACGGCUCAACAAGCUCAACUGCGAGAUCACCGACGUCCUCAAAGGCAACGCGGUGGUGUGGGUCGGGGACUCUUAGGUCGUAACGUCGAGACCCAGUGGGCUUUCUCUUCCUCAACGGUACUGUUGCACUGAAUUCUGUUGCAGAUUUUUUCAUUUUGUGGGAACGCGAUAGUGAAUACCACAGAUUCAGAAACCAAAUUGACCAUUUGUAAGUCCAUUGGAUGAGACUGUCAUCCAAAACAAAAAAAAGAAAACACAAGUGAGGGAGUAAAUUAAUAAUCUGGUGCUUCACUUUAAGUCAACGUGAAGUUGCUUGCUGGUAAUGUCUUUCAGGAAAAUUGGUAUGAAUCCGUAAAUAUGUGCAACUUUGCAUCAUUAUUCACAAUCGGUUGUUCAGUGUGUGGGAAUGCUGUAGAUAAUCUCUAAACACUAAUAUUUAAGUGAAUUGGCAGAAAUAGAUAUAUAUACUGUAUAUGUCCGGAUUAACUCUUGUAAUUUUAGUUUUCCCAUCCCCAACUUUUUCCUGUGCCUUCAAGGAAAGUUCCCCUCCAUCAGAGGAAUUAGCGUAAUUAUUCCCCGUGUGACUGCGCCUCCUCCUUUGACCCCCCCCCCCCCUUCAUUCGCGGUGAGCGUGGUUCUUCACAAAUCCACCGCUCUCGUCCAAAAGCAGCCGAGCACCAGUCUAAUUAAAAAGGAGCCCUCGCUGUGAUCCCAUCCCGUUUGAAGUGGCGACUGAGUGGUCAUUACGCUCCGUGACCUUUAAUCCGAAAUUUAUAACCAGCGUUGGAAGGUGAGAUAGAGCACUGGUGUGUGGGAAGAGAAUCACAACUUUAAUAUCCCUGGACCAAAAGAAGGGAACUGUUGAAUACAUGGGGGGGGGGGGGGGGGGGGGUAGUUGUGUUGUGUAGAGGGUCUUUGGAUACGGUCUGAAUGCUCCUGCGUAGAGUCAAUGAAACCGUUUCCUAGCUGGACACAUUUCUAUGCAUUUUCACCCGAGCACUCUGACACGAUGGGCGACCGUAUCUCAAAUUUAGUAAGGACUUUUGACGUGUACAGAUUAUAUAAAGUCAUUCUGUCUUUCCCGUUUAAUCUUACUCGUAUCUUUUGGUUGAGUUACCCCGUCACAUGUUGUUUUCCAAACCUUUAAACUUGACUGUACUGCUGAUGACCUUUUCUCUAUGUUCUCUGUACAUAGCGGCGGACUGCGGGUCCAUUAGUUUCCCACGUCAUGUACAGAUUCUGUUCUUAAUCAACACACAGCUGUCAUUAUCAACAUCUUGUGAUCACACUCACUGCUUUCACCUCCACAUAGCCACGUUGUAUGUUCCUUCACGUGAUUGUUAUUUAUAUAGAGAAAACACGCUUGUCAUUUUACCCAACAAUAAAAACUAGACCAUGAAAACACAA
Messenger RNA from Cottoperca gobio, 4356 nucleotides. RefSeq names its product follistatin-like 5 (gene fstl5). Gene Ontology annotation, molecular function: calcium ion binding; protein binding. Gene Ontology annotation, cellular component: extracellular region. The transcript is spliced from 17 exons. Bases 434 to 3025 code for a protein of 863 amino acids. The record is from RefSeq and is a predicted model, not a curated record. Gene Ontology annotation, biological process: regulation of BMP signaling pathway; multicellular organism development; cell differentiation. NCBI's taxonomy places the organism in Eukaryota, Metazoa, Chordata, Actinopteri, Perciformes, Bovichtidae.